Octopus sinensis (East Asian common octopus) is the source of this 507-nucleotide messenger RNA. RefSeq lists its product as uncharacterized. NCBI's taxonomy places the organism in Eukaryota, Metazoa, Mollusca, Cephalopoda, Octopoda, Octopodidae. The transcript has a single exon. The record is from RefSeq and is a predicted model, not a curated record. The coding region runs from base 1 to 507 and encodes 168 amino acids.
AUGCCCAAGAGAAAAGAAGGGAAGAAUCUCGGAAGAAACUACGAAGUUAUUCGAGAAGAGGAAAAUAUGAAGAGGACUAUUGAAGAUCACCUUCAAUAUUCCAUUCUCAGCAGAGUAAUUCGUCAGCAACUAAAGAAAUACUUUGAGGCGUACCGGAUGGAGAAGCUCUUGAAGGCCGCAGAGGAAAAGAAGAGCCUCAAGAAAUGCAAGAGGGACAUGGUACUAUAUAGAUCGGAGGUGACGGCCCUGAAAAAUACAAAUGGAGUGCCGGUCAACGAGAAGAGCGAGAUGGAAAAAGUUUGUGAAGACUUCUACACCAAGCUCUUUAAGUCUACCAGAAAUGUCCAGCCGUUACCACCACUCCAACAGGAAGAAAACAUGCCCCCUAUCCUUGUCAGUGAGGUUGAAAGAGCCAUCGGCUCGAUGAAAAACGGAAAGGCUCCAGGGAAAGACGAUGUAACAUCGGAGGUGCUAAAGUCCAGAGCAGCUCUGGAAAAUCCUCGCUGA